AUGACUCAGUUUCUUCAACGUGAAGACGGCACUGGAGACCCCUUAGACACUGCAGAAAUAAAAAUUGCUGCAUUCUGUGCCGAUCACAAAAUGGCCUACAAUGCAUUGAAUCACGUGUCAGACGUACUAAAAGAAUGUUUCCCUGAUUCCCGAAUUGCUCAAAAAAUGGCUGUGAAACGAACCAAGAGAACGGCAAUUGUCAAAAAUGUCAUUGGUGAGACGGAAAGGCGCGUACUUGCGGAGAAGCUGAAGAAGACUAAAUUCAGCAUUUUGACAGACGAAUCCACAGACGUUUUGGCUACUAAAACAAGUUGUUUGCUUGUGAGAUAUUUUGAUGAAGGAGAAGGCAAGGUUGUAUCGAAAUUUUGGGACUUGAUACAGGUUUUGGAACCUGGGAAGGUAACAAGUGCAACAGCAGAACACUUGUACAACAACAUCAUCAAAAGCUUCACAGAGCGAGGGGUUCCAAUGGAAAAUGUCGUAGGCUUUGGAUCUGAUGGUUGCAGGGUUAUGAUGGGUGUGCAGAACUCCGUUGCUAGUCGUUUGAAGCGAGAUUAUCCACACAUUACGAUCCUAAAGUGCAUUUGCCCCUCACUGCAUAUUUGUGCAAGCGAAGCUUGUAAACAAUUACCACGUAGUUGUGAAGGCGUAGCUCGCAAUAUCUAUAAUUUUUUCAAUAGCAAUUGUAAGAGGCAAAGUGAGUACGUGGAAUUCCAGAUGUUUACGAACGUUGAAAUCCACAAACUCUUGCAUCCAUCCCAAACACGUUGGUUGUCGUUAGCAUUAGUGGUAGACAGAAUUCUCGAACAAUGGCCUGCUCUGCUAUUGUUUUUCAAUGAUCAGUGGUUAGCACUCAAGUUGAAGGCGGCAGAGUCCGUUCACGAAAGUUUGAAUGAUCCGUUCAAUAAACUGUUCUUGUUCUUCCUGCAGUGGGUUCUCCCCAAAUUCACUGAAGUCAACAGAUCUGUACAAGACCCUCCUUUAUAG
Diachasma alloeum is the source of this 987-nucleotide messenger RNA. RefSeq lists its product as uncharacterized. The transcript has a single exon. The record is from RefSeq and is a predicted model, not a curated record. Lineage: Eukaryota; Metazoa; Arthropoda; Insecta; Hymenoptera; Braconidae. Bases 1 to 987 code for a protein of 328 amino acids.